GAUGCCUGUCAGCUCGUGGACCGCAGCAUGGGAAGGCUUUCGGUGACAUUAUCCACAGAGAAGCUUUUUAAAGUUUUAGUCAUUGGGGAUCUGGGGGUUGGGAAAAGCAGCAUUGUCAUGCGUUAUGUUAAUAAACGCUUUGAUGAAACAUACAAAGCAUCCAUUGGAGUUGACUUUGCCCUAAAGACGAUUGAAUGGGAUCCCAAGACAGUGGUGAGACUACAGCUUUGGGAUAUUGGAGGCCAAGAGAGGUUUAAGAACAUGUCCAGAGUGUACUACAAAGAGGCGAUGGGAGCAGUAGUGGUCUUUGACAUUACAAACAGCUGCACCCUGGAGGCUGCCUCUGAGUGGAAGCAAGACCUGGAUACCAAAGUGCGUCUUGACAGUGGCCAACCGAUCCCUGCUGUACUGCUGGCCAACAAAUGCGACCUGACGGGGAGAGAUGGAGCCUUGGUGUCCUCUCUGGACAGCUUUUGUAAAGACAACAGCUUCCUGGGCUGGUUUGAGACUUCUGCUAAGGAAGAUAUAAAUAUUGAAGAGGCAGGUGCCUUCCUUGUCAAGCAAAUAAUGCUGUGUGACACCAGCCUGUCCGCUGAAGAGCACCACUGGGAUGGGAUCAGAGUGAACCAGACUCCCACGGAGAGUCAGAGUCAGUCACUGUGCUGCGGGAGAUCACUGUUCUGA
Messenger RNA from Neolamprologus brichardi, 684 nucleotides. It is a transcript of the gene rab32b, whose product is annotated as RAB32b, member RAS oncogene family. The record is from RefSeq and is a predicted model, not a curated record. Gene Ontology annotation, cellular component: Golgi apparatus; lysosome; trans-Golgi network. Gene Ontology annotation, biological process: phagosome-lysosome fusion; endosome to lysosome transport. Lineage: Eukaryota; Metazoa; Chordata; Actinopteri; Cichliformes; Cichlidae. Gene Ontology annotation, molecular function: GTP binding; GTPase activity.